Musca vetustissima is the source of this 459-nucleotide messenger RNA. RefSeq lists its product as uncharacterized. The record is from RefSeq and is a predicted model, not a curated record. The coding region runs from base 1 to 459 and encodes 152 amino acids. The transcript has 2 exons. Lineage: Eukaryota; Metazoa; Arthropoda; Insecta; Diptera; Muscidae.
AUGGCACGUCAACGCCUCGAAGAGAAACGACAACAGCAGCGGCAUCCGCUAGACCACCAAAAUCCACACCCCAACAACUACCAGCAGCAGCACCACCACCGUCAACACCACAACAGCCACCUUUAUCAGCCUCAAAUGCCUGAAUGCCAACAGAGUUCACAACUGCCUCCAGCAUCAUCAUUCACAUCCACUUAUCAUCAUCAUAAGACGCGGAGACAUUAUUUUCCUCGCUGUGGAUUAGUUUUGUUAGUUUUUCUAACUGUGAUUAAAGAAUCCUUGACAACAUAUUCAACGUCGUAUACAGCGCUGGAAACAACCACAGUGUCACCAACAAAUCUGCUGCCAUAUUUUGAUUUUGAUGUGCCGCGCAAUGUAACCGUGACAGUGGGCCAAACGGGUUUUCUACAUUGCCGUGUUGAACGUUUGGGCGAUAAGGACGUAAGUACAUUUUUAAAAUAA